AUGGAUGAACUUAGGUAAGGUAAUAAAUCAGCUCAGGAAAUGCCUGCAGAUUGACUGAUUUCUAUUACAAUGUGAGCGGGGACCGGGCCAGAGAAUUGUUGUUUCUCUACGGUUCCAAAGGCGAGUUUCUAAUACGACCGAGCGAGUCCAAUCCAUUCGACCACACCAUAUCCAUUCAGUAUGUCUUAUGAAGUAUAUUUUAAUCUUUGUUUAGUCGUGGGAAUCGAGUGACUCAUGUCAAAUUAAGUGGCAAAGGAGGUAUUCAUCGACUUCCAACUGGACAAGAGUUUAUAAAUUUGUGUGCAUUAGUCCAGCAUCUGAUGGAGACGCCGAAUCUGUUGUGUGAGAAAGAUGGAGUCUUUAUCGAGGUCACCAAGCCGGUCAAGAUUCCAGCUCCCGAGUCGGUGGUGAAUAUCGGGCAAGACAGGUUCUUUCACAUUGCAAUUAACGGUCUGGAAGCGGAGGAGUUGUUGUCGGAUGAGCCGAAUGGGACGUUUUUGAUCAGAGAGAGCACAAGUGUUCCUGGAGAAUAUGCUCUCAGCGUGAAGAAUGAUGACAGCACGUUACAUGUUAGGAUAUAUCAUGAUGUGAGUAAUUUAAUCUUUGUUUUUUAUAAAUUUUAGGACAACAAGUUCCGAAUUGUGCCCAAAGAUAACUUCAGAAGUCUAACGGAAUUGAUCGAAAAUUACAAAAAGACACCAAUGGUUCAAUAUACAGGAACAGUUGUGAAGUUAAAACAAGUAAGAUUACAGCUGCGGCUGUUUUAUAUGGGUUAUUUUUUAGCCAUUAUUGUCGACCAAGUUCACAGCUGCAUCAGUCGAUGAUCGAAUAGAAGCCUUAAUCAGAACUGCCAAGAAACCGAAUGCUCGAGAUGGAAUAGCCGAGGAAUUUGAUGUGGGUUACGUUUUUAUUGGCUUAGUCGUUGUUUAGAAGAUACACCACGACAAAAGCUGCUCACUUUAUGUGAGUUGCAAAGAAGGAAGACGACCAGAGAACGUGAGGAAAAAUAGGUACAGGAAUGUGGUCCCAUUCGACCAUACUCGAAUCAAAUUGCGCCCUCUGGAUUCCGAGUCAGAGAGCUCCGAAUUUAGCGAUUAUAUCAAUGCUAAUUUGGUGAAGGUCCUGAGCAAUGUUCCUUGUUAUUCUGAGUUCUCUGGAGUCGGCAAAAGAUACAUUUCCACGCAAGGAUGUCUUCAGCACACGAUCAGUGACUUUUGGCACAUGAUUUGGCAAGAGAAUGUGAGGAUAAUUGUAAUGACAACAAAGGAAACCGAAAGAGGAAGACUGAAAUGUUCGGUUUAUUGGCCAGAAAAGGGAGAGGAGCAUCGAUAUGGGCAGAACCAUGAGUUCAGAGUCAGGUUGACGAAAGAAGAGAGCAAAGGAGAAUAUGUGAUCAGACAGUUGGAGUUGGCCUAUCUCCAGAAAGGCGAGAGUAUCCCCACGGCCGUCCGGCAUAUAUUCCACUAUCAAUUCUUGGCCUGGGAAGAUAAUGGAUGUCCUUCAGAUGCCGUCUUGACCUUCAUGGAUGAGAUAAACAGAGUCGCCGUUCCCAGAUGCCCUCCUGAUUGUGGUCCCAUGCUUGUGCAUUGUAGCGCGGGCAUUGGGAGGACUGGAACUUAUAUUGUACUCGAUAUCAUUAUCGCAAAAAUUAAACAGAUAGGUAGGAAGAAACCACUUUAUGUUAUGAUAUAUGCUGAAGAUAGACAGUAAUGACGAAUAUUUAUAGGUCCGCAUUGUGCCGUCGACAUUCCAAAAACAGUCCGCAUGGUCCGUGAACAACGCGCUACAAUGGUCCAAACCGAGGCCCAAUAUCGGUUUAUUUAUUACGCGAUCUCGACUUAUAUGAAGAUGUGGAGGAAGGAGCAUGCUUUGAAUGAAAUCUCGGCCGCCCUUCCGCCUCCCACGGUCCCCAAUGACGAUCCUGACGACGAAUUGGAGAGCAAUGAGGAAGAAUACGAGAGUGAGGAGGACUCUGAUGGAUCAUGA
This is a messenger RNA of Bursaphelenchus xylophilus (pine wood nematode), 1986 nucleotides long. The record is from the annotation of a GenBank genome assembly. NCBI's taxonomy places the organism in Eukaryota, Metazoa, Nematoda, Chromadorea, Rhabditida, Aphelenchoididae.